Messenger RNA from Dermochelys coriacea (leatherback sea turtle), 3837 nucleotides. RefSeq names its product MAM domain containing 4 (gene MAMDC4). NCBI's taxonomy places the organism in Eukaryota, Metazoa, Chordata, Testudines, Dermochelyidae. Gene Ontology annotation, cellular component: membrane. The record is from RefSeq and is a predicted model, not a curated record. The transcript is spliced from 29 exons. Gene Ontology annotation, molecular function: protein binding. Bases 1 to 3837 code for a protein of 1278 amino acids.
AUGACCUCCCCAAAAGCCACCAUCUUCCUCCUGCAGCCACAGGCUGAUGAGACUUGGCCUCACCCUGGCAUCCAGUCCAUCUUCAUCAACAGAUGCAGCAAUCCUGCCCCGAGGGUGUGUGACUUUGUGUGUGACUGCAGGGACUGCUCCGAUGAGAACCAGUGUGGUUAUCACAAAGAAUCAGUCACGCUGGGAACUCCCUUCACCUGCGAUUUUGAAGAAGGCAACUGUGGAUGGAAGGAUGUGAGCACCUCUGUCUACAGAUGGGUUGCAGGCCGAGCCAGCAUCGCCACGUGGGGGACAGGGCCCAGCGCCGAUCACACCCGGGGCACUGAUCUGGGCUGGUACAUGGCUGCAGAGAUGCGCAGAAACACGUUUGCUGCCAUCGCUAGGUUAAGGUCCCCUGUGAUGCGACAAGCAGCAGCCACCUGUGAGAUCCGAGCAUGGUAUCGCCUGUGGGACACAGGGCUUAACAAGAUGGUGCAGCCGGCUCUGUGGGUGGAGCUGACAUAUGACAAUGAGACCAUAACGCUGUGGCAGAGCCCUGAAAGCAGCAUUUCUGCCUGGCAGGAGCUGGUUGCAUACACAGGCCGGGUGCCAGGGGAGUUCCAGAUAACCCUCUCCUCACAGCAGAGCUCCUUGCAGCUGGACGAUGUGGAGUUCAGGAGCUGUGGCUUGCCACCGCCCCUGAGCCUAGUGUGUGGCUGGGAGGAGAGGAACUGCAGCCGUGGAUCAUGUGUGCAGCUGGAGCAGCUCUGUGAUGGCACUGACAACUGCGGGGAUCUGUCAGACGAAUCCACCACAGAGUGCAGAUCGUUCACCCUCUGUUCCUUUGAGACGGGCUGGUGUGACUGGGUCCCUUCGCCCGAUUACCCGACCUGGGUCAGGAACACAAGCCUCCACCUUGCGCCUGCGGCCCGCACCCCCACACGGGACCACAGCAGCAACAGCAGGACAGGCUUUUUCCUCUACAUCAGUACCGGCCCACAGGACCUGAGCAGCGGUGCAGCCAGACUGAUUAGUCCAGUUUUCCAAGCAACCACGACCAGCAGCUGCUCUCUCGUGUUCUACUCCCACCUCUACGACUCGGCCACCAGCAGCCUCAACAUCUACUACCAAACCAAGGCCGUCACGCAGCUCAUGCACACGAGGGCUGGGGACCUGGGCAAUUACUGGUUCAGGGAGAAAGUGGACUUCAAUGUGACCAAGAACUUCCAGUUCGUUCUGUCCCUGCAGAUCAUUCUUGAGGGCAUGAUCGGAACAGGACAGAAAGGAAGCAUGGCCCUGGAUGACUUGGUUCUAUCCCCAGGCUGCGUCCGGGCUGCAGGCAAUCAGGUCAUCACUCCCACGCCUUCCUCCACUGACCCCACCACGCCCUGCACCCCAGAGGAGUUUGCCUGCGACAAUAAGAAGUGCAUCAACGCAGAGCUGGCCUGCGACUUUACAGAGACGUGUGAAGACGGCUCCGAUGAGAAGUAUUGUGCCAAGGCCGCAGUGCAUGUGAUCAUGUCUCCAGCUGCCCCGCCGGUGCUGACGGUUGUGGGCUCUUGGCAGGACUGCAGCAGCACACGCCUUCAGGCCAGGAGCCCUCGGGGCUCUUGGCACCACCUGGUGAGAGGCUUCGCGCUCCCGGUGGCUGCAGGGGCCCAGACGAGGCUCGUGAAAACUUGGUGUGUUCCAGGGACAUCGACCUUCGAGGCUGGGGCUGGGGGCUGGAAGGACAUCAGUGUGGGCCAGCUGCAGUGGGUGAGGGAGAAAGCCAGCAAGGGCUUACUGCCUGGGGCAGACCACACCACCAACACCUCCACAGGGAGUUACCUGGGCGUGGAGCUGGCUCCAGGUCAGAUGGUGUCCGUGGCAAGGGCUCGCACCCCUCAUCUGGGCCCCUCGGGCCUGGCCUGCUCCGUGGAGAUGCACUACUGGCUGCACAGCGACCCCCAAGGGUUCAUUGCGCUCGGCAUCGUGGAUCAUGCCCUGGGGACACACAGGCUGGCCUGGCACAUGCAGGGCAACAGCAGCACAGAGUGGAAACACGUCACCGUUCCUCUUGGGGAGAGAGCCAGACCCUUCCAGCUGGAGCUGACUGCCCUGGUGAAUCUGCGUGGCCCCAUGGUGCAGAGUGCUGCUGUGGACGAUGUUGUAUUUGUGAACUGCGACCCCCACUUUACCCCUCCAGAUGCCUCAGAGCUGUCUUGCAACUUUGAGAUGGGGCUCUGCGGCUGGUACCAGGAUCAAAGCGAUGAUUUUGAGUGGGUGCGAGGCACAGGGCUGGGGCUGGGCUCUGAUCACACCACCGGCACAGGCUAUUUCUUGUCCGUGGAUCUCUCCGCCCAAAGUACCUGGGGCCUGAGCGCACGUCUCAUCACUUACCCCCAGGACCCUCCCACCAGAGAGCAGUGUCUCUCAUUCUGGUACCGCCUGGAUGGCCCUCAGAGUGGCACGCUGAACCUAAAGAUACAGCACGAUGGGGAGCCCGAGACGGUGCUCUGGACCCGAACGGGAGCUCAUGGCAGCAUGUGGCACCUGGGAUUCGUAACACUCAGUCGUCAGGCUCUACAGAGGUACCGGCUGGUCUUCGAGGCUCUCCGGGACGGGUACCUGGGGGACAUAGCCCUGGACGAUGUCACCGUGCGAGCUGGAGCCUGUGGUCCCCAGAAAUCCUGUUCGUUUGAGGCCAAUGCCUGUGGCUUCUCCUCCAGCUGGCAGUACACAUGGGCACGGCAGAGCAACGCCACUGGCACUGCCACCGCUGGCCCUCCCACUGACCACACCGUGGGGACAGCCCGAGGAUAUUACAUGAUUGUUGAUACCAGCAAGGGCUCCCUGCCCCGUGGGCAAGCAGCCACUCUGAGCUCUGGGCAGUACAGGCCCCUGACUCAUCCACAGUGCCUGGGCUUCUGGUACCAGCUGAGCCCCAGUAACCCAGGUUCUCUGACGGUGUGUGUGAAGGAGAAGGGGGUGCAGCGGAGGCUGUUCAGCGUGAGCUCAGUGCAGGGGAACACCUGGCGCUAUGGUAAAGUGACUGUCCAAGUGGCUGAGGACUGGCAGGUUGCGUUCGAGGUGGUGAGUGCUGGCGGCGAGCUCUCCUAUGUCGCCCUCGAUGAUCUGCACCUGAAGGCCAGCAGCUGCCCAGAGCCAGGUUCCUGUGACUUUGAGUCAGACACUUGUGGCUGGACCAGCCCCUCAGACCACACCCUGGGCAGCUACACCUGGGGCUGGAAGAGCGGGGCCAGCCCAGGCCCCGAGGUGGACCACACGCUGGGCACGACAGCAGGUCACUACGUUUACUUUGAUGCCAGCGUGCUGGGGCCUGGGGGGAACGCGGCCCGGCUGCUGAGCGAGCACCUGCCAGCCACCACAGGCGCCUGCCUUCGGUUCUGGUACCACAUGGACUUCCCAGAGCACUUCUACAGUGGCGAGCUGAGGGUGAAGCUGUACAGCAUGGCGGGGGAAUUAACAGUCUGGUGCGCCCGAGGGCACCAGGGCCAAGGCUGGCGGAACACGACCAUCUCAGUGCAGAACACUGUGGAGUUCCAGAUUGUCUUUGAAGUGACCAAUGGCGUGUGGCCUGCCGGGGGGACCAUCGCCCUGGACGAUAUCAUGUACCUUGCUGGAGAGGGCUGUAAUGGAGACGGUUUGGGCCAGAUGGAAGACGGGAAACCUGCCAAAGGCUCUGUGGCAGCAACGGUGAUUGGCAUUCUCCUGGCCACUGCAUUCCUGCUCCUAAUAACUUUGAGCAUAUGCUAUUGGCCGAAGAGGAGGGUGUUAGCAGGCAGGAUGUCAGAAGAGAGAGCCACCAGCCAAGGCUUUGAUAACAUCGCUUUUAGAGAUGACUAA